AUGUGCCAGCGAAUCGCAGAAGGGACGCGGUGGUCCAAGUGUGGGCACUUCCAGCGCCACCUCGUCGUCGCCAUCGUCGACUGCAACUCGUCCAAGUGCACGCGCAGCUACCUCCACUCAAAAUCCUGCCGAGACCCGUACUGCGUCCAGAACUUCGGGCCCGACAUCCAGAAGGACAUCGACACCGUCAAGGACGACUGCUUCCAGUGUCGCGCGGCGGCGGCGCGGCGGGUGCCCGCGUGA
Molecule: messenger RNA, 243 nt
Organism: Epithele typhae
Lineage: Eukaryota; Fungi; Basidiomycota; Agaricomycetes; Polyporales; Epitheliaceae
Exons: 4
Coding region: 1-243 (80 amino acids)
Source: RefSeq, a predicted model, not a curated record